AUGGCCCUAUGCAUAAGCGCCGAGUCAAGCGCCGAGUCAAGCGCCGUUGACACUGAGCUCCGAAUCGUAUUACCUGAGAAAUCAGCUAAUGACGAACCAGUUAUUAGUCAAGCAGAGUUAGUUUCAGAUCUUGGAAUUAAUUGUCUAGUACCAGAAGAGCCGACUACACCAAGCAGAGGUGAUAAUAUCGAUCAAAUAAGUAUUCAUUCAUCAAUAUCUACUGACGAAGGACUCCGGUCGCCGGUAAUUAAUACAAGGAGUCCAAACGGCUUAACAAUAUCGGAUGUAAGAGUCGAAACUCCUAUGUCGCAAGAUCCCGAACUACCUUCGACACUUAUAUCAGGGAUGUCAAGCUCGAUAACGCAUUCGUUCACCAAGCCGACCGAUCAUGAAUACUUGCUACCGCCUGAUAAGCUUACGCCAUAUGGUUUGGUUACAAGUGAAGUAUCCAAUCCAGGAGACAGGAGUAACAACGACACGUUAGCUUCGACACCAAUGAGAGAGCAUCUAUACCAAUACGAACUUUUAGAAGAUCAGUUGGAUAUAUUGACAACCCUCUCGUACAAGUACAAUCAGGAAGCGGAACGUAAACACUCGACUUACAAGCCGGAAGCUAUCGAGCCCGACGAACCAGAUAUUAAUCUUUGUAUUAGCUCACUAAAUACACAAGCAUCUGGCACAGCGGAGGAACAGGCACUGCAGCAUAUAACCGGUCCGUCGUACCAAGACAACUUUACCUUUACAGUUAGGAGCGCCGCAGCACGAACAUCACGGCUGUCUCGAUCGCCUGUAAGGUCCAGCUCAAGACGAAGUACUAACCAAGCAUUCGGCACUGCGAAGAAUUUAAGGUCGAAUAGACCAGCUCGCGCAGAUUCAGCGAAUCGUCUCAGGAUGAAACGUCGCAAGCUUCCGUUAGCAGUCAAUAUAGUCAUAAAUGCAACCAAGGAGACUCGCCUUGUGCCCAUGAAUCAAAUCAGAGCUCCAACGAAGACCAACAUCCUCAACAAAGGACAAGGAACGAUCCUCCGGAUCCACCUGACGAAUCAGGAGUAUAGUGACGUACCUAUAAGGAAUCCUAUACGCGCACGAUCUUUCAGACCUAAGCCCGUGCACUUUGAUCCUAAACUUGAGCCGGAUAACAUUCCAGAAUGGAAUGGCGAUACCAGCGAAUUACCCAGAUGGAUCAUAUCCAUCAAUAAUUUAGCUGAAUACGGUAUCUAUGCACGCAUACAGUUAGGACGACAAGUGCCAUCGAGACUCACGGGUCGAGCGCUAAGAUGGUUUAAUGCACUAGAUAAGACUUAUCGACAAAUCAUCACCGCCAAUUGGCCAAGUUUAAGACGCGCAAUAACAAUACACUUCAUGAAUCGAUCGCUGAUAGACAGAAAUAAGGCCGAAGCUCUUCAAGCCGGAUUCAGAGACAGAGAUAACCCGUAUGAAACACCGGUAGACUACAUUGUUUGGAAGGCCGAAACGCUUACUCUAUUUAGCGAUUGGACCGAAUCUGAACUAAUUACGGAGAUCAUGAACAGCGCUCCUGAACAUUGGUCAUUGUAUAUAGAUACAUCUGUAGGAACUACAUGGGACGACUUCUUGGACAAAGUUGCAUGGCAUGAAGACCGCUUGCUGAGACAUGAUAAUAAUAUAUCUCAGGACAUACAGAAGCAGCUCGACGAAAUGAAAGAAAUUCUGAAAAAUAUCGAAAUUCAACCGGAUUCCAACGUCAAGACGAAUCGCUCCAGUCAAGGGGAUUACAAAGAGUUAAGCGACAACAAGAAUACGAGUGACAACGAGUCUGAAAUCAACGAAAAAGCCUCUACUCAAGACUCCUACCAAACCCUUCGAUCUUCACAGCGUUAG
Messenger RNA from Rhizoctonia solani, 1860 nucleotides. RefSeq names its product Retrovirus-related Pol polyprotein from transposon. The coding region runs from base 1 to 1860 and encodes 619 amino acids. NCBI's taxonomy places the organism in Eukaryota, Fungi, Basidiomycota, Agaricomycetes, Cantharellales, Ceratobasidiaceae. The transcript is spliced from 2 exons. The record is from RefSeq and is a predicted model, not a curated record.